Molecule: messenger RNA, 2795 nt
Organism: Equus quagga
Lineage: Eukaryota; Metazoa; Chordata; Mammalia; Perissodactyla; Equidae
Gene: LMAN1L
Product: lectin, mannose binding 1 like
Exons: 13
Coding region: 337-1848 (503 amino acids)
Biological process (GO): Golgi organization; endoplasmic reticulum organization; endoplasmic reticulum to Golgi vesicle-mediated transport
Cellular component (GO): endoplasmic reticulum-Golgi intermediate compartment; endoplasmic reticulum membrane; COPII-coated ER to Golgi transport vesicle
Molecular function (GO): D-mannose binding
Source: RefSeq, a predicted model, not a curated record
GAAAGGUCAGCUGCUGAAGGGUAGGCCUAUCCCAGGAGUCCCCAAGGCCCCUCAGCUGCUGGAGCUGAGGAAGGUAGAAAGAUGGCCCCAGCUGAGUCAGGUUGGCAAGGGGUCUGGCUGCCCCCAUCAGGCUGGUGGUAAGCGGGGCGGGGCCUGAGGUGAGGCCUGGAAAGAACAGGAUGUCUGUGUUGGGGAGGAAGGGAGGGAGAGGACAGUGCCAAAACCCAGCUCCUGGCCAAUCCCCAGCUCCUCCCCACUUGGCCCAGUCCCAGGAGCCCAUCCCUGGCCUCUCAGCUACCAAUCUACCCUGGGGCCCGGCCGCCAGAUCCCUUCACCAUGCCGGUGGUCAGUGGCCCUAAACCCUUGCUCUGCCUUCUCCUCUUUCUGCUCCUGGACCCCUACAGCCCUGAGGGGGGUCGUCCUCCUCAGCGAAGGUUUGAAUACAAGCUCAGCUUCAAAGGACCACGGCUGGCUUUGCCUGGGGCUGGAAUACCCUUCUGGAGCCAUCAUGGAGAUGCCAUCCCAGGCCUGGAGGAAGUGCGGCUGGCGCCAUCCAUGCGGAACCGGAGUGGCGCCGUGUGGAGCAGGGCCCCAGUCCUCUUCUCUGCCUGGGAGGUAGAGAUGCACAUGAGGGUGACCGGGCCAGGGCGCCGGGGAGCUCAGGGCAUGGCUGUGUGGUAUACCCAGGACAGGGGCCAAGUAAGCUCUGUCCUGGGGGGUCUGGCCUCCUGGGACGGCAUCGGGAUCCUCUUCGAUUCCUCGGCUGAGGAUACCCAGAGCAGCCCUGCCAUCCGUGUGCUGGCCAGUGAUGGGCACCCCCUCUACGAGCCGCUUGGGGAUGGAGCCAGCCGGGUGCUGGGCUCCUGCCACCGGGACUUCAGGAACCGGCCAUACCCUUUCAGAGCACGGAUCACCUACUGGGGGCAGAGGCUGCGCGUGUCCGUGAACAGCGGCCUCACUCCCAGAGACCCAGACGAGGUGUGCAUCGAUGUGGGGCCCCUGCUUUUGGCCCCUGGAGGUUUCUUUGGGGUCUCAGCAGCCACCAGCACCCUGGCAGAUGACCAUGAUGUCCUGUCCUUCCUGACCUUCAGUCUGAGUGAGCCAGGUCCAGAGCCUCCCCCCGAGGCCUUCCCGGAGAUGGAGCAGCUCCGCUUGGCAAGGCAGCUAGAAGGUCUGCAGGCAAGGUUGGCCCUGGGCACCAAGGAGGACAUGGUUCCAAAGCUGAAGUCUGAAGCCCAGGAAGAGGGGGAAAGGAUCUUUGCCCUGGAGGAGACGCUGGGCAGACACAGACAGAUCCUGCAGGCUCUCCAGGGUCUCUCUGAGCAGUUGGCCCAGGCUGAGAGGCAAUGGAAGAAGCAGCUGGGGCCCCCAGGCCAGGCCAGACCUGAGGGAGCCUGGGACUCUGCCAAAAUCAGCACCCUGCUCCAUGGACAGCAGACUCUGCUCCAGGACCUGCAAGAGAUGAGGGAUGCAGCUGCCCACGUGGUCUCAAGAGCCCAGGUCUUCUACCUGCCUGUAGGCACCAAGCAUCAUUUCUUAGAGUUGGCCCAGAUCCUGAGCCUCCUGCAGAAGGACCUUCGGGGCCCAGUGAAAGCAGGAGCCAAGGACCCUCACCCACCUGGCUGGCUCCCAGGGGCCUCCUCAUGCCUGCGGCCAGGCAUCUUCCUGUUCUUCCUCCUCAUCCAGACUGUAGGAUUCUUCUGCUAUGUGCACUUCAGGCAGGAGCAGGACCAGAACCGUCCAGACUAUUUGUCCACAGGCAGCCUUCCUCUGAGUCCGGCACCACCCAUCCCUAGGGCCCUGGGGGUUCUAAGGAGGCAGCCCCUCUCUCCCGGCAUGCAUGCAUGACCCACCUCAAAGCCCUGAAGGAAUGUCCACUUCUCAUCACUGGGAAUUAAAUAGUGUCUAGCUGGGCGGAGGGCUUGGCCAGUAUCCUCUCCCUCUAGGUGCCCAGCAACUACCCAUACCUUAGCUUCUGCAGAGCUUCCACCUUAUUAAAGAUGACUUCCCUCUCCCCAUGCUGUGCUAUGCUCAUUUACCUUCCAGCUGCACCUUAAUCUCUCUGAAGACUUCCCCCUUUUCUGGACAGGUAGCUGAGAGUGGGCUCCAAGUACACAAGGAGGCCAAGAGCUGGCUUUAAUGCCAAAAGACCAGACACCCCGCAGGCCUUGAGUCCUGGACUAUGGAGGGAGAGAGUCAUAACAGUAUAAUUCUGUCCCUCCAAUUCACCCAGAACAAGAAGUGGUGUCUCCAGGUACCCUUCCUAGCUCAGCCAGCAUCACCUUGAGCAACUCUGUCCUGCCCUCCCCUCCUCCCCGCUCAGUUCCAGGGGUCAGCAGGGCAGGCACGUGACCAAGAACUCUAAGAGGCAACCCAUGGAGCCAUGAUUGGGAUUCCCGCUCUCUGGUCCCCCCUCCCUUCCCCAGCCUCAAGCUCUUUGGGCAGCUGCUGGGGAAGCAGGUUGGGGAGAAGGAUGGGGUGGGGCCCAGGGCUGAAUCUUUGUCCCUUGCUUUUACUCCGAUCUCCCAGCUGAAAUCCUAUCAGCGACCUGGGAAAGGAGGAAGUGGGCGGAGAGUAGGAAGAAAGGUUCAGGGCACGAAUCAGCGAAACCCCUUUCCCAGGGGAGCGACCCCACCCCCAAAGGCCCUAAUCCAUUGUCAGCAGUGCCCGGCUGAGCUUGGGGUUGAAGGAGGCACGUGGGGUAGGCGGGAGUGUGGGGCCGGCACGUGGUCCAGCCUCCUCGGCCGCGUGCAGGCCCCCCGCCCCCCGAGAGGAGGGGUUUGGGGAAGUAGGGG